AUGAAUUCCAACAGUGAUAGCGAAUUAAGUGAACCGUUUCAAAGUUCGGGUAGUGAUUUUCAGCCAUCAGAGGAAAACGAAUCUAGUUCAUUUGAAGACAGUCAGCAAGAACAACGUCCUCAGAAUAAUGGGGAGAGGAAUGAAGAUAACAGCGUAGAAAAACGCGGCCGGAAGACAACAAGAAAUGUGGAAAAGUGGGCACGCAAUGUACAAAAAGUAAAAAGAGCUAAAUGUGAAUGCUAUAAAUCAGUGUCAACGGGAAAACUGGUGGAAGCAAGAAAACAGGGCAAUGACUGUAAAUAUAACAUUGAAAAUACCCCCGAAAAUGUAAAAUACAAACCAAAGGCCAAGUUUGCGAAGAAACUGUUAGUCUGGAUUGCAUUAUCGGAAAAUGGUUUGUCCAGGCCUUAUGUAGGACAUGUUAGAGGCCCUGCAGUGGAUCAAAAUACUUACAUUCAAAAUUGUCUUCCCAAAUUGGUAAAUUUUAUUAAAGAACAUCAUGCCAACGACAAUAUCAUGUUUUGUCCGGACUUGGCGUCGGCUCAUUAUGCUAGAGCCACAUGCGAAUGGUUAGAAGCUCAAAAUGUGCCAUUUGUGCCUAAGCAGGACAACCCUCCGAACGUUCCCCAAGCAAGACCAAUAGGCAAGAUUAUCAAGCAAAGUUUAUGA
Molecule: messenger RNA, 669 nt
Organism: Psylliodes chrysocephalus
Lineage: Eukaryota; Metazoa; Arthropoda; Insecta; Coleoptera; Chrysomelidae
Source: the annotation of a GenBank genome assembly